GCGACUACAACUAGCCAGAGGACAAACAACUGGAUGUCUUGGACUAAAGUGAAGGAAGGCUGCUGACUUGAUUUGAAUUUGACUUAUUUUGUUAGAGCUCAUGAUUAGCUUCGAUCAACGAUAACAAACAUAGAUUUCUCAUCAAAAGGAAACGUGUAGAUGAGCCAUCAUGCCGUCUGGAUCAGUGAAAUUGCACAGCAUUAAAAAACUGGGACAGGAGAACAACAGCUAUGAAGAAGAAGAACCAGCUGGCUCCUAUGCGAACAACACAACUUCCAAGGCUGAUAAAGAUGAUGGAAAGGAGGAGCAACCGGCGAUACGGGUCGGCUUCUUUCAGCUGUUCCGUUACGCCAGCUGCAACGAGGUGCUGAUGAUGGUGAUGGGGAGCGUCUGCGCGGUGCUGCACGGCUCGGCGCAGCCCCUCAUGCUGCUGGUGUUCGGCCUGCUCACCGACACCUUCAUAGAAUACGACAUCGAGCUCAACGAGCUGAAAGACGAGAGGAAGGAGUGUGUGAACAACACCAUCCAGUGGAAGAACCACACUGGCAUGAACCAGUCAGAAUGGGCUAUAACGGACAAUAAAAUAAUCCCAUGUGGGAUUCUCGACAUUGAAUAUGAGAUGACCAAUUUUGCCUUGUAUUACGUUGGAAUUGGAGCAGCGGUGUUUGUGCUGGGAUACUUUCAGAUCUCCCUGUGGGUGAGGUCGGCUGCCAGGCAGAUCCAGCUCAUCAGGAACCUGUACUUCAGACAGGUGAUGAGGAUGGAGAUCGGCUGGUUCGACUGCACCUCUGUGGGGGAGCUCAACACCCGCAUGUCAGAUGACAUCAACAAGAUCAACGAUGCCAUUGCGGAUCAAGUCGCCAUCUUCCUUCAGCGCUUCACCACCUUCGUGUGUGGCUUCUGCGUUGGCUUUGUGAAGGGAUGGAAGUUAACGCUAGUUAUUGUGGCAGCGAGCCCACUGAUCGGUGUUGGAGCAGGUCUCAUGGCCCUGUUUGUAGCUAAGCUAACGGGGAUGGAGCUUCAGGCCUACGCUAAAGCUGGAGCUGUAGCAGACGAGGUCCUCACCUCCAUCAGGACUGUGGCUGCUUUUGGUGGGGAGGCAAAGGAAGUGCAGAGGUACGACAGGAACCUGAUCUCAGCGCAGCGCUGGGGCAUCAGGAAGGGUCUGAUCAUGGGGUUCUUCACUGGAUACAUGUGGCUGAUCAUAUUUCUGUGCUAUGGGCUGGCCUUUUGGUAUGGCUCCAGCCUCGUGUUGGAUACCGCAGAAUACACACCAGGAACACUACUGCAGGUGUUCUUUGGUGUUCUGAUAGCAGCCCUGAAUCUGGGACAGGCCUCCCCGUGCCUGGAGGCUUUUGCUUCAGGACGUGGAGCUGCCACCAUCAUCUUUGAGACUAUUGAGAGAGAGCCGGAGAUUGAUUGUCUCUCUGAGGCUGGAUAUAAGCUGGAAAAGGUGAAAGGAGAUAUUGAGUUUCACAAUGUGACCUUCAACUACCCCUCCAGACCGGAUGUCAAGAUCCUGGACCAGCUCAGUGUUGCAGUGAAGUCGGCGGAGACCACAGCCUUUGUGGGUCCGAGUGGAGCUGGUAAAAGCACGGCUAUUCAGCUCAUCCAGCGCUUCUACGACCCUAAAGAGGGCAUGGUGACCCUGGACGGGCAUGACAUCAGAGGGCUGAACAUCCAAUGGCUGCGCUCGCUGAUCGGCAUCGUGGAGCAGGAGCCCGUGCUGUUCGCCACUACCAUCGCUGAGAACAUACGCUACGGCCGGCCCGACGUCCCCAUGGAGGACGUCAUCGGUGCUGCCAAACAGGCCAACGCAUACAACUUCAUCAUGGACCUGCCACAGAAAUUUGACACCUUGGUCGGGGCGGGUGGAGGUCAGAUGAGCGGCGGUCAGAAGCAGCGUAUUGCCAUCGCUCGAGCUCUGGUCAGGAAGCCUCGGAUCCUGCUGCUGGACAUGGCAACCUCUGCCCUCGACAACGAGAGUGAGGCUACAGUUCAAGAAGCUUUGGAUAAAGUACGUACGGGGCGCACCACCAUCUCCAUCGCUCACCGGCUGUCCACCAUAAAGAACGCUGAUGUGAUCGUGGGCUUUGAGCACGGCCGGGCUGUGGAGAGUGGCAAACACAACGAGCUGCUGGAAAGGAAGGGGGUCUACUUCACUCUGGUCACCCUGCAGAGCCAAGGGGACAAGGCUCUGAAUGAGAAGGCUAGACAAAUGGUUGUCGAGGAUGAAGUACCAGAGAAGCUGAAUCUGUCCAGAGCAGGCAGCUACCGGGCCAGCUUGAGAGCCUCUAUCCGCCAGCGUUCUCGAUCGCAGCUGUCCAAUCUGAUCCCAGAGUCUUCUGUUUCAAUCGCUGGAGAGCUUGGCCCCAGAGCCUACGCUGUGUCACAGCCAGACAAAUCCAAGGAGGACAUCGCAGAAGAGGAGGAGGAAUUUGUGGAGCCUGCUCCUGUUACCAGGAUCCUGAAGUACAACGCACCCGAGUGGCCUUAUAUGCUUUUUGGAUCCUUUGGGGCCGCCAUAAACGGAGGAGUGAACCCGGUGUACUCUCUCCUGUUCAGUCAAAUCCUGGCGACAUUCUCCCUGACGGAUAUUGUGGCUCAGAGGAAGGAGAUCGAUGGUAUCUGUGUGUUCUUUGUCAUGGUCGGCGUGGUCUCUUUCUUCACCCAGAUGCUGCAGGCCUAUGCUUUCUCCAAGUCUGGAGAGCUGCUGACCCGCAGGCUACGUCGUCUGGGCUUCCAAGCCAUGCUGGGCCAAGAGGUGGGCUGGUUUGAUGAUCACAAGAACAGCCCCGGAGCUCUGACCACGCGCCUGGCCACUGAUGCCUCACAAGUUCAAGGAGCCACAGGCUCGCAGAUCGGCAUGAUCGUGAACUCUCUGACAAACAUUGGCGUGGCCAUCCUCAUGUCCUUCUACUUCAGCUGGAAGCUCACGAUGCUCAUCCUGUGCUUCCUGCCCUUCAUCGCCCUGUCAGGGGCAUUCCAGGCUAGGAUGCUAACGGUGUUCGCCAAGCAGGACAAGGAGGCGAUGGAGACCGCCGGACAGAUUUCCGGCGAGGCAUUGAACAACAUCCGUACCAUCGCCGGCCUGGGGAAAGAGAAGACUUUUGUGGAGCUGUACGAGGCGCAGCUACACGCUCCGUACGAGGCGGCCCUGAAGAAAGCAAAGGUGUAUGGAGUCUGCUACGGCUUCUCACAGUGCGUCGUGUUCCUAACCAACUCCGCCUCCUACAGGUUCGGAGGUUACUUGGUGCAACAUGAGGGGCUCCAUUUCAGCUUGGUGUUCAGGGUCAUCUCAGCCAUCGUCACCAGUGGCACUGCCCUGGGCCGAGCCUCGUCUUACACACCGGACUACGCCAAGGCCAAGAUCUCAGCCGCUCGUUUCUUCAAGCUGCUGGACCGCGUGCCUCAGAUCAGCGUCUACAGCGAUAAGGGAGAUAAAUGGGAUAACUUCAAGGGGAACCUUGAGUUCAUUGACUGUAAGUUCACCUACCCCACCAGGCCAGACAUCCAGGUCCUGAAUGGGCUGAAUGUGUCGGUGAAGCCGGGCCAGACGCUGGCCUUCGUGGGCAGCAGCGGCUGUGGGAAGAGCACCAGCGUCCAGCUGCUGGAGAGGUUCUACGACCCGGACCACGGGCGAGUGCUGAUAGAUGGCCAUGAGUCGACGGGUGUCAGCGUGCCCUUCCUGCGCUCUAAGAUUGGCAUCGUGUCCCAGGAGCCCAUCCUGUUCGACUGCAGCAUCGAAGAGAACAUCAAGUACGGCGACAACUCGCGGGAAAUCAGCAUGAACGAGGUCAUCUCUGCCUCCAAGAAAGCCCAGCUCCACAGCUUCGUCAUGGCGCUUCCUGAGAAAUACCAGACGAACGUUGGAGCCCAGGGAUCUCAGCUGUCUCGCGGUCAGAAGCAGCGCAUCGCCAUCGCCCGGGCGAUCAUACGUGACCCGAAGAUCCUGCUGCUGGACGAGGCCACCUCUGCCCUGGAUACGGAGAGCGAGAAGACAGUGCAAGAGGCGCUGGACAAAGCCAGAGAAGGUCGGACCUGCAUCGUCAUCGCACAUCGCCUCUCCACCAUCCAGAACUCUGACAUCAUCGCCGUCAUGUCCCGGGGCUACGUGAUUGAGAUGGGGGCGCACGACCAGCUCAUGGCCCUGAAGGGAGCCUACUACAAGCUGGUUACCACGGGAGCCCCAAUCAGCUAACUGCUCAGGGAAACGGUCGCCAAUCGGCUAAAGAGAAACAAAUGUUAGGAGUGUUAUGGUCAACAGGGAACAUGUAAGGAAGGAAUGAAGUAUUUAUUUUUGGGAUGGGAUUCUGUUAUGUGUACAGCAAUUUUAUGAAUCUCAAACCCUAUUUUGGGGUAUUUUAAGACGAUGUUGUCCUGCUAUGUUGGCAAUUGUUUCUAUUACAUUUGUAGAAUUCCCCACAGUGUACUGCCCCAAACCAGCCCUUUGGUUGUCUAUAAUGUAUGUAAGUUGGAAUCUUGACCAAUAUUAAUAGAGUUUCAUUAUGAAUGAUGAAUUAUAUCAAUAAUUAAUUUAGCUGGAAUAUUAUUUAUAUAUUUCAAGUCCAAAUACAACACAGUUAUACCUCUACUGAUGGAUAUCCUUCACUGUACUCUUGCUGAAAUAAAGAAAUCUACUCUUUUUGCUGAGAGAGAUACAAAUAAUUAAAUAUUUAAUAUAACAUGUCAUCAAGAGUUUUUGGACGAAAGACAUACAGGAAGCAUUAGGAAAUACACAAAUAUAACAUAUGGGACCUAAGUAAAGGAUUAAUGUAUAUUUAUAUUCAUUUUCAUCAAAAGGGCUACGGUUUUAAUUAACACCCAGGACACACAUUCCUUUGACAGAAGCCUUAUACAUUUUCACACAUUCAAAAAUAUUAGCUUUCAGUUCACACUAGGCUUCAUUAACAGCAAAAAUAUAUUAACAUAUCUUUGAAAUGAUCAAGGGUUUUUAAAAAGCUUGCAAAUCUGCUGUCACAACCUUAUAUAUACAGUCUAUGCCAUGGUCACAACGCUAGUUCAAGCCACUAGUUAUCAAACAGAGUGGAAUCAUGGGGAAACAGCUAGACAGUCGCUGUCUCAGGGAUAAAAUCAUUUGUUUACCAGCACCUUUAAAGCUCGCUGUUCCGGCUACAGCACAUGUCCAAAGUAAUAUUAUCAGUAUUUUGUUUUUAGAGAUGCUACGUUGAACAGUGCCAUCUGCUUCCCCCUGAUUCCAGUCUUUAAGCUAAGCUAAUGACCUGCUAGUUUUACCUAUCUUUCGAUCCAACUGUCAGCAAAAAAAGUGAAUAUGUAUUUCCCACAAUGUCAAAUGUCAGUUUUCAAUGUUUUUGUAUUGUUUGUGAAU
Messenger RNA from Notothenia coriiceps (black rockcod), 5350 nucleotides. Its product is annotated as bile salt export pump-like. Bases 170 to 4201 code for a protein of 1343 amino acids. The transcript is spliced from 29 exons. Gene Ontology annotation, cellular component: mitochondrial inner membrane. Gene Ontology annotation, biological process: oligopeptide export from mitochondrion. Lineage: Eukaryota; Metazoa; Chordata; Actinopteri; Perciformes; Nototheniidae. Gene Ontology annotation, molecular function: ATP binding; ATP hydrolysis activity; ABC-type oligopeptide transporter activity. The record is from RefSeq and is a predicted model, not a curated record.